This is a messenger RNA of Drosophila nasuta, 1535 nucleotides long. It is a transcript of the gene Arc42, whose product is annotated as Activator-recruited cofactor subunit 42. Gene Ontology annotation, molecular function: short-chain fatty acyl-CoA dehydrogenase activity; flavin adenine dinucleotide binding. Gene Ontology annotation, biological process: butyrate catabolic process; fatty acid beta-oxidation using acyl-CoA dehydrogenase. Gene Ontology annotation, cellular component: mitochondrion. The record is from RefSeq and is a predicted model, not a curated record. Lineage: Eukaryota; Metazoa; Arthropoda; Insecta; Diptera; Drosophilidae. The transcript is spliced from 2 exons. Bases 134 to 1348 code for a protein of 404 amino acids.
CGUAUGUUGAGAAUUUUUGCCUAUGGUCGCACUCCGGCUAAGGUGUUAAAUAAAAUAAUUAAUAAUAUUUGAAUAAUCGCUAUAAUAAUUUGUAUAACGCUUUAAUUGUCUAGUAGUUUAGAAAAUAAUCACCAUGCAGUGUCUUAUGAGGUCCAUUAAUAUUGCCCGCAAAGCAGCGCAUCUUCGACAAAUUGCCUCAAUUGCCGCUCUGCCCGAUACGCAUCAGAUGCUGCAGAAGACAUGUAGAGACUUUGCAAACUCUGAACUGAGUCCAAAUGCAGCCAAGUUUGAUCGCGAACAUCUUUAUCCUGCGCAACAGAUCAAACAGAUGGGCGAAUUGGGUCUGAUGGGUGUGGCUGUUCCCGAAGAGCUCGGUGGCACGGGGCUGGACUAUUUGGCCUACGCUAUUGCCAUGGAGGAGAUUUCCCGCGGCUGUGCGUCGGCUGGUGUGAUUAUGUCCGUGAACAACUCCUUGUACCUUGGUCCCCUGCUCAGCUUUGGAAAUGAUAGCCAGAAGGCAGCCUUUAUAACGCCUUACACAACAGGUGAACGUGUUGGUUGUUUUGCUCUCUCGGAACCAGGAAAUGGUUCGGAUGCGGGUGCUGCGUCGACGAUAGCAACAGAAAAGGGCGACCAUUUCGUCCUAAAUGGAACCAAGGCGUGGAUAACAAAUGGCUUCGAAGCGGAGGCCACAAUUGUCUUUGCCACCACAAACAAACAGUUGAAGCAUAAAGGUAUCUCCGCAUUUAUUGUGCCCAAAGGUCUGAAGGGCUUUACGGUUGGCAAGAAGGAAGAUAAGCUUGGAAUUCGAGGCUCCUCAACCUGUCAAUUGAUAUUCGAAGACUGUGAAAUACCCAAGGAAAAUCUGCUUGGUCAAACGGGCUUUGGAUUUAAGAUUGCCAUGCAAACGCUGGACGCCGGACGCAUUGGUAUUGCUGGCCAGGCACUGGGCAUUGCUCAAGCCUCCCUAGAACUGGCCGUUGACUACGCACAGAAGCGUCAGGCAUUUGGCAAGCCUAUUUCGAAAUUGCAGUCCAUACAGCAAAAGAUCGCGGAUAUGUCGCUGGCCUUGGAGUCGGCUCGCCUAUUGACCUGGCGUGCCGCGUGGCUGAAGGAUAGUCACCUGUCGUACACUAAGGAGGCCGCCAUGGCCAAGUUGGCUGCCUCUGAAGCUGCGACACUAUGCGCCCAUCAGUGCAUUCAGGUGUUGGGCGGCAUGGGAUACGUCACGGAUAUGGCAGCGGAGCGACAUUAUCGCGAUGCGCGCAUUACCGAAAUUUAUGAAGGUACGUCGGAGAUUCAACGUUUGGUGAUAGCCGGUUCAAUACUCAAGGAAUACGCUAGUUAGAUUCCUUUGCACUUUUAACGAGAUUCACACAUGGAAAUUAUGAAAAUAUUUAAAGGAAAUUACGGAAAUUUGUAUACGUCAAUGCACUCUAAAUACUCUUUGUACUUCAGUUUCAAUUUAAUUUUAAGCACAAAGUACCGAAUGUUGUAGUCAAGUUUUGUAAUUAAAGUAAAGUUUUGAAAUUCAA